AUGGAAACGGACCAACGAACUCGAUCAAUCUUUAGAACAGCAGUUUCUAAUCCAGUUGAAAGAGCUAAGCUGGACUUAAGAAAAUAUAUGAAAGAGUGCUUUCCUGAUAAACCUCCAGAAUUAUCUCAGAUUGUUAAAAAAUACCCUUCAUUAAAGAAGCUAGCGACAUUAAUACAUAACAUUCUUUAUACAUCAUCACAAGAGCCAAUUACUUUCGAUACAGCACAAGAAAUUGAAUGUGCUUUUUGUAACUUAUUGUGGCAAAAUACGAUAAGCAUUGAGAAUUCUGUUGCAGCUGAAGCUUCACUUAAGAAUGUUCAGUCAACACAGAGCCUCAUCGUUAAAAUGGAGAAAGAAGCUUCGUCUACAAAUGAAUUAAAACAAAAUUUAUCUGUUUUAAAGCAAGAAAACGAUUAUUUAAGAGUACUUUUAGAAUCAAAAGAGACAUAUGAUGCAGAAACACAGAUUGAUUUCGAACGUCCACCUUUACAAGAAAUUUCGAUACAGACGUUACCAGAUGAAGAACGUAUUUCACUUCAAAAUGAUUAUGCAAAGUUACGAGAAGAUAGUAAAAUACAAGAAUCAGAGCUAUUUAAGCUGAAAAAAGCAUAUGCAAAAAUCAAUAAAGUUUUUGAAGAAACAAAUGAAAAUCUCAAUCAUGAAAUAUCUAAAAAUCAAACACUUAAUACAAAAAUACAAGAAAACGAGCGAACAAUCGACAAUCUGAAACAAAAUUUGAAAAAUUUAUACACCGAUACAAUUACUCUUAAGAAUACAUUAAAGAAUAAGAAUCAAAUCACAGACAACAACCAAAAAUACAGAGAAAUCAUCGAAAAAAUCUUGAGACAUUACGAGUUCCAAAAAUCGGAAUUGCAAAAAUACCAAACGAACAAAGCGAAGGCGGAAAGAGUCAUAGAAUUACAGAACAAGUUCAUUAAUUCUCUCCAACAAGCAAUUGUCGCUGAUCAAAACAAAUAUAAACAAUUAUCAAACAAAUUCUUGGAAUUUCAACAACAAGUUGCCCAAGAAAGGAAUAAUUAUGUUAAAUCCAAGCAAAUGUACGAUGAAUCAGCUUCAAAAAUCAACAAAUACGAAACAAUUCUUCAAAAUAUUCGAAAUGUUGUCGACGAAAAUGCGAAAUUCGAAGAUAUACCGUCAUUAAUUACAAAGAAAACAGAUGUUUGCACUUAUGAUUCUAAAAUCGAUGAACUAAAUCUUGAGAUACAAAACAAACAGAAAGAUAUUAACCAAUUAUCAAAUCUUUGCAAACAGUUAUUCAAUAACAAUCCAUCAUGGAACAUUUUGACAUCAAAUCAUGCUUAUUCGAACAAAUCCAACAUUGAAAUCAAAGGAAAACUCAGUGCUAUUGCAAAAUAUGUUAAAGAACAUAACAUAGAUGUUGAUACACAAGCUUUAACAAACAAUACAGAGCAAAACAAACUUUCAGAUUACGAAUUACUUUUUACAGACAUUUUAUCAUCAGUUUGUCAACUAUUUAACGAAGAAUCAUCAAAUAGAGACAAAUAUAUCUUACAACUAUUCCAUAAAUUAGGAUACAAAGGAGAUUCUGUUGAUGAUAUUUCAGUUUUCGUUGAUGAGUUAUUAGAUAAGUCAGACCAAGCAUUUACAAUGAUUACUAAGUCAUUAAAUUCUAGAAUUAACUCACCAUUAUCAUCGCCAAUCAAUUCUUUGAUUUCAAUUUCGCAAUCAGCAGCAAAAUUCAUCCAAUCUGUUGAGAGACAUCUCCACAGGUUUGUUCCGACUGCUAAAGUUACUUCAAUUCCUUCUUCAAUCAAAGGAUUGAUAUCUGACCUUAAUUAUGAGAUCCAGUCAUCGAAUGCCAGACUUAUCGUUACUAAAGAAUCAAUUGAGAAAGAGAACCAAAAGAAAAUCAAUGAAUUACUUACACAAGUUGAUACUUUCAGAGAAAAACUGAAAAUUGAAAAAGAAAACAGACUAAAUAAUGAAAACACGGUUUACACAUUCGAUUCCAAACCAUUGGUUUUCAAUCCAGUUCUUUCUCAGCCAAUUCUUCGAAAUGAAAGUAGCGAUAGUGGAAAAUUCGAUCUAACAAAGAGCGCAUCGUCUACAGAUCUUUCAUUGGGAUCUCUUAUGUAA
Trichomonas vaginalis G3 is the source of this 2118-nucleotide messenger RNA. RefSeq lists its product as uncharacterized. The record is from RefSeq and is a predicted model, not a curated record. The transcript has a single exon. Bases 1 to 2118 code for a protein of 705 amino acids. Lineage: Eukaryota; Parabasalia; Trichomonadida; Trichomonadidae.